AUGACGCUUCACACAAUUCCCUAUAAAAAGAGAGAUGUUGAUAAAUCCGCGUCCCUACCCCCGGGAUCAUUGGGAUGGCCUAUCGUAGGAGAGACAUUCAAGCUUGCAGCACAAAAGGUAAACUUUUUCCGGGAGAAAAGGAGAAUGUAUGGUAGAAUAUUCAAAACUCACCUUUUUGGAAGUCCAGUCAUUCGUGUUACUGGUAAUAAAAACGUCAGAGAGAUACUGCAAGGCGAGAACAAAAACGUGAAAUCUAGCUAUCCGACGUCCAUUCGGACACUCCUUGGACCGAAUGCAUUGAGUAUGUCUGAAGGCGUUCUUCACAAGAGCCGCAAGGUUCAGCUAAUGCAGUACUUGUCCCCGGAGUUUCUCAGACAACACAGGACGAGAUUUGUCAAUCUUAUAGACGAUCAUAUGUUGCGAUGGUGUUCGGAACCCUCUGUCGACAUUUACUUAGGAAUCAGAGCACUGUUCACAGAAAUGGCGGCAAAAUUUCUCGUUGAUAUUGACAUACCAAUGGAAACGAACCACAGAAUCAAAGAAUUGUACCAACAGUUCACUGACAACAUGUUCUCUAUACCAAUCAACUUACCAGGGUUCGGCUUAUAUAAGGGGUUGCAGGCUAAAAGAGAGCUUAAGAAAAUAUUUGCGGCCAUUGUGAAUAAAAAUGGACGAAGCGUUGGUGAAUUUCCCUCCGUACUACAAGCUUAUGGUGCCGACUUGGCCGAACAUGCAGACCCCGAUGUUGAUAAGUUACUUGACGCCAUUAUAGAAUUGAUGUGGAAUGCCAGUGAAACAGUCAGUAGUGGCGCGUUCGCCAUCGUCUAUCACCUCACACAGAAUCCCUCGGUGUUUCAGAAAGUUCGAGAUGAUAUUGAAAGUCAAGACAAGUGUAAUCAUUCAGGACCAAGUUACUUGGACUAUGUAGUGAAGGAAGCUCUGAGAACUACGCCACCUGUCGGCGGAGCGUACCGGAAAGUGAUCAAGCCCAUAGUCAUGGAGGGAUACACUUUUCCUAAAGACUGGACAGUGAUCUGUGGCUUCCGAGACACGCACGAGAAUGACGUCACACAAGUCGAUCCAGGAGAGUUCAACCCCGAUAGGUGGAUUAGACCGUUUGAUGGAGACGAGAGAGCGUCGUUCUUAACAUUUGGCGGUGGUCUACGGAUCUGCCCAGGAAAGAACUAUGCCACUGUAGUACUUAAACAUUUUACACGGCGACUAUGUGAUAGAUUUGUCUGGAAGUUUCUCACAAAAGACCCGGAACUAGUUCUUUUUCCAGCUCCUAAACCGAAACACACAUUACAAGCAUGCUUUUUCGACAGGUUAAGUAAAUCAUGUUAG
Messenger RNA from Ylistrum balloti, 1344 nucleotides. Its product is annotated as cytochrome P450 26B1-like. The record is from RefSeq and is a predicted model, not a curated record. Gene Ontology annotation, molecular function: iron ion binding; monooxygenase activity; oxidoreductase activity, acting on paired donors, with incorporation or reduction of molecular oxygen. The transcript has 5 exons. NCBI's taxonomy places the organism in Eukaryota, Metazoa, Mollusca, Bivalvia, Pectinida, Pectinidae. Bases 1 to 1344 code for a protein of 447 amino acids. Gene Ontology annotation, biological process: sterol metabolic process.